This is a messenger RNA of Vigna radiata var. radiata (mung bean), 1433 nucleotides long. RefSeq names its product glycine-rich RNA-binding protein RZ1A. The record is from RefSeq and is a predicted model, not a curated record. The transcript is spliced from 4 exons. Gene Ontology annotation, molecular function: zinc ion binding; RNA binding. Lineage: Eukaryota; Viridiplantae; Streptophyta; Magnoliopsida; Fabales; Fabaceae. Bases 140 to 778 code for a protein of 212 amino acids.
CCUAGUAACGAGUGUGUGAGUGCUGUAUAUAUGUAAUACUUGUCUUUCCGCAAACUUUCAUCUUCAUUUUCCGCUUCGGCUCGGUUAGGUUUUCCUUCUGCGUGUUUGCCCGGAACUACUUCUCCACUCAUCGUUUAAAAUGUCUGAUGUGGAAGAGUAUCGCUGCUUCAUUGGUGGCCUUGCAUGGUCAACAUCUGAUAGAAAAUUAAAGGAUACAUUUGAAAAGUUUGGCAAGCUGGUUGAGGCAAAGGUUGUUGUUGACAAGUUCUCUGGGCGUUCACGUGGUUUUGGAUUUGUCACAUUUGAUGAAAAGAAAGCAAUGGAAGAGGCUAUUGAUGCUAUGAAUGGGAUGGAUUUAGAUGGGCGGACUAUUACUGUAGAUAGAGCCCAGCCUCAACAAGGAUCAACUAGAGAUGAUGGUGAUCGCUACCGGGAGCGUGGCCGUGAUCGUGAUCGUAACCGCGAUUAUGGAGGUGGAGGGGGCCGAGGAUCUAACGGUGGUGAAUGCUUUAAGUGUGGAAAACCUGGUCAUUUUGCUAGGGAAUGCCCUGGUGAAGGGUCCAGGGGUGGCGGAAGGUAUGGUGGUAGGGAAAGUAGACAUGGUGGAAGCGGUGGUGGUGGUGGUGGUCACUAUGGUCCAGAUAGAAAUGCAGAUCGUUCUUCAGGGGGCCGCAACAGGGAUGGCGGUAGUCAUGGAGAUUCUGGAAAUGAUCGAUAUCAUCGUGAUCGUGCAGGACCGUAUGAGCGAGAGCGACGGGGAUCAGGAGGCUUUCGUUGAUAUAAUUUAGUCUUUCAAUGAGCUUUAAAAUUGAAGAGGUCGCUGUCAAUGCUUCAACUUUCUUUUUCAUUCCCACUUCACAAUGCUCUGGACUUCUGGGAUUGUUGUUUGGAUGGAUCAUUGAUACCAGUAUUUUGAUAUGCAAUACUCAGCACAUUUUGCAAACUCUUUAUGUUCCUAAAUGCUGAUCUUUUGGUCUAGUGAAAUCUUAUGCAUACUUGACUUGCGGUCAAAUUCGAUGUUGUGCUCUAUGCUAUCUAUAAUUGCUGCUGCUGGGUAUCUUGUGAAUUGUGACUUUAAUGCAUGGGGAGUUGCGUAUGACAUAUUUGCUGCUGGAUUACCUGAUUCAGUUUAAGACGUAUUGGAAAGUUUUGUUGGUGUUGGAUGGGUGGGUUUUGGAAAGACCAAGAUGGAGGUCCAAAUGUGGAGUUUUGCUUCUUCUCAUUGGGAGAAGGAAGUUUUAAAAGUAGAAUGCCCAUUUGGCUAUCCCGUCUCAGGAUCUUUGAGUAAAAGUAGUCAAAAGCCGGUAAAUUAUUGAAUAUUUGUCUAGCACACCUACUUUCUUCUUUGCUAGAUUUCUGCUUUGGCCAGCGCUUUAUUAAUGUUAUUGACCUUUUGGCAGGAUUCUUGGCUUAAUGUGGUCUUUUUGGAUUCA